Aspergillus sclerotioniger CBS 115572 is the source of this 680-nucleotide messenger RNA. RefSeq lists its product as uncharacterized. Bases 240 to 629 code for a protein of 129 amino acids. Lineage: Eukaryota; Fungi; Ascomycota; Eurotiomycetes; Eurotiales; Aspergillaceae. The transcript has a single exon. The record is from RefSeq and is a predicted model, not a curated record.
UUGGUGACGGUCUCUCCGGCCUCCGCAGUGUCGAAUGAUUUCAUUAUAUAAUUAGCGUUUCCCAGGGCCAGACCCGGACACAUGGAAAUUGGAGCCACGGCUGUAGGGCGUCGGAGAUAUCACGGCCCUGCGAUCAGGAGGAAUAACCAUCGCCGAUUAUUACGCCCCCAGGCGCUCGUUCCAAUAGCUCGCCAAACUACUUAUGCACCAGAUCCUGCCGCAGAUAGGCCAUGGCAACCAUGCACUAUCUGUCAUGGCUGCAGCAGAGACCCGAGGGAUCGACGCGUCCUGAGCCAAACCGAACCGGGGAACUCGGUGCAGGGGAAUUUGGGAAGGGGGUCGUGCACUUUCUGGCGAGAGUCGAGAACUCGGGCUCCAUCGUAAGACUAAUCAGUAAUUCCAUCAUCCAAUGGCCUAACUGUCUAAGAGUCACCACUCACCAGCCCGUCUGGAUGGAACCUCGCCAUCGAGUUGCCGCGGAAGUUGUUCUUCCGGCUGGGACACCGACCCGUGCCUUAGCGUGCCCUAACCAGCCGCCAAGAGCCGCGAUAGGGGAUUUUGACUUUCGCUUGCUUUGCAAUAGUGGAGCCCCUGAUCGCGUCCUUCCAAUUAUUUCCUGGUCGAUGUGAUGGCUCACAUUGUUCAACUUAUCUGCGUAUGUUUGGUGAAGAUUACGCCUC